Molecule: messenger RNA, 3460 nt
Organism: Macroventuria anomochaeta
Lineage: Eukaryota; Fungi; Ascomycota; Dothideomycetes; Pleosporales; Didymellaceae
Product: ubiquitin-activating enzyme E1
Exons: 2
Coding region: 233-3352 (1039 amino acids)
Biological process (GO): protein sumoylation
Cellular component (GO): SUMO activating enzyme complex; cytoplasm
Molecular function (GO): SUMO activating enzyme activity
Source: RefSeq, a predicted model, not a curated record
CAGCCGGCAAGCUGUCGAAGCGAAAGCAUUCCAGCGAGGACUCCAGUCCGCACAAGAAAGUCAUGGCAGUGAGUGCGCGCUUUCAAUCACCAAGCAGACGCGCCCCAAAUGGGCUGGCUGGGAUGUGCAUUAGUAAACCACUGCAUAGCUCAUGUGACACCCAUGGAACCCUACACUCUCGUCCCACUUACCUUUACACCUGCCUUUACACUGCACACUCAACACCACAACUAUGACUAACACGCCUCAGGACAAGAUGCAGGUUGACGACCCUCCGGCUGCGGUCGAGCAGCUCAGGGAGGCGUCCGGCAACAACGGCGAGAUCGAUGAGUCCCUUUACAGCAGACAACUGUACGUACUUGGCCACGAGGCUAUGAAGCGCAUGGGAUCCUCGAACGUCCUCGUAGCUGGUAUGCGAGGUCUUGGUGUCGAGAUCGCAAAAAAUAUUGCCCUCGCCGGUGUCAAGUCGUUAACACUCUACGACCCCAAGCCCGCCGCCCUUGCCGAUCUGUCGUCACAGUUCUUCCUCCGCCCAGAUGAUGUCGGCAAGCCUCGCGCGGCCGUCACCGUUCCCCGUGUCUCCGAGCUCAACCCAUACACACCUGUGCAGGAAUACACUGGCAAGGACCUGACGUCAGACUUAUCUCAGUUGAAGCAGUUCCAGGUCAUCGUCCUCACAGACACGCUGUUGAAGGAUCAGGUCAAGAUCGCAGACUACUGCCACGAGAACGGCAUCUAUGUCGUCAUCACCGACACACACGGUCUGUUCGGUACCAUCUUCACCGACUUCGGCAAGAACUUCACAAUCGGCGACCCUACUGGCGAGAACGUCACAAACGGUAUCGUCGCUGGCAUUGACUCAGAAGGUCUGGUUUCGGCACUGGAUGAGACACGACACGGACUCGAGGACGGUGACUGGGUUACAUUCUCCGAGGUCAAGGGCAUGGAGGGCCUCAACGACUGUGCGCCUCGCAAGAUUGAAGUCAAGGGACCAUACACGUUCUCGAUCGGCGAUGUUUCCGGCUUGGGCGAGUACAAGGGCGGGGGUCAGUACAUCCAGGUCAAGAUGCCCAAGAUUGUUAACUUCGAGCCGCUCAGCCAGCAGCUGAAGAAGCCCGAGCUUAUGAUCUCCGACUUCGCCAAGUUCGACCGCCCACAGCAGCUCCACGUCGGUAUCCAGGCUCUGCACCAGUUCGCUGAAAGCCACAACGGCGAGUUCCCACGACCGCACAACGAGGCCGAUGCAGCGGAGGUUCUGAGGAUCGCGCAGGGUCUUGCUGGGCAGGGUGAAGACAAGGUCGAGCUUGACGAGAAGCUGCUGAAGGAGCUCAGCUACCAGGCCCGUGGUGAUCUCAGCCCCAUGGCUGCUUUCUUCGGUGGCCUGGCUGCGCAGGAGGUUCUCAAGUCCGUCUCCGGAAAGUUCCACCCGAUCAUGCAGUGGCUGUACUUCGACUCUCUUGAGUCGCUGCCUACGUCGACUGCACGCUCGGAAGAGCAGUGCGCUCCGAUUGGCUCGCGCUACGAUGGUCAGAUUGCUGUACUAGGUCAAGAGUACCAGAAGAAGCUCGGCAACAUUAAACAGUUCCUGGUUGGUGCUGGUGCCAUUGGUUGCGAGAUGCUGAAGAACUGGGCUCUGAUGGGUUUAGCUGCCGGACCUGAGGGCAAGAUCACUGUUACCGACAACGACCAGAUCGAGAAGAGCAACCUGAACCGACAGUUCCUUUUCCGACCUCACGAUGUUGGCUCGCUGAAGAGCGCGGCAGCAGCCAAGGCUGUUCAGGCUAUGAACCCAGAUCUGAACGACAAGAUCAAGGUUCUGUCCGACAAGGUUGGCCCAGACACCGAAGACAUCUUCAACGAGACCUUCUGGAAUUCGCUGGACGGUGUCACCAAUGCGCUUGACAACGUCGAGGCACGCACAUACGUCGACCGUCGAUGCGUCUUCUUCCGCAAGCCUCUGCUCGACAGCGGUACUCUCGGUACGAAGGGCAACACCCAGGUCGUCCUUCCUUUCAUCACAGAGUCCUACUCUUCAUCACAAGAUCCACCGGAGAAGUCGUUCCCCAUGUGCACACUCAGGAGUUUCCCGAAUAGGAUCGAGCACACGAUUGCAUGGGCUCGUGAGAUGUUCGACAGUUUGUUCGUCAAGGGACCGGAAGUCGUCAACCUUUACCUCACACAGCCCAACUACCUUGGCGCGUCGCUGAAGCAGUCUGGUAACGAGAAGCAGACACUGGAGACACUGCAAGACUUCUUGGUGACCAAGAAGCCUCUCACCUUCGACGACUGUAUCAUCUGGGCCCGCCAGCAGUUCGAGAAGAGCUACAACCACAGCAUCGCGCAGUUGCUGUACAACUUCCCCAAGGACUCCACAACCGGCUCCGGCCAGCUGUUCUGGUCGGGCCCCAAGCGCGCACCAGACCCAUUGAAGUUCGACCCCUCCAAUCCCACGCACGCGACCUUUGUCGAGGCAGCAGCCAUUCUGCACGCUUUCAACUAUGGUAUCAAGCCAAAUGCGACCAAGGAGCACUACAUUGAGGUUUUGAACGACAUGAUUGUCCCAGACUUCAAGCCCGACCCAACAGUCAAGAUCCAGGCGAGCGAGAACGACCCCGACCCGAACGCCAACCAGCCUCCUGCGGACGACAACGACGAGCUGAACGACAUCAUCAGCCAACUACCGGCGCCGAAGUCGCUCGCUGGCUUCAAGCUUGAGCCCGUCGAGUUCGAGAAGGACGAUGACACAAAUCACCACAUCGACUUCAUCACAGCGUGCAGCAACCUACGCGCUGAGAACUACAAGAUCGAGCAGGCCGACCGCCACAAGACCAAGUUCAUUGCGGGCAAGAUCAUUCCCGCCAUUGCAACCACCACUGCGCUGGUCACUGGUCUUGUCAAUCUUGAGCUUUACAAGAUCAUUGAUGGUAAAGAUGAUAUCGAGCAGUACAAGAACGGCUUCAUCAACUUGGCAUUGCCGUUCUUCGGUUUCAGUGAGCCCAUCGCCAGUCCGAAGGGAACCUACGCUGGUCCGGACGGCGACGUGACGAUUGAUAGACUGUGGGAUCGCUUCGAGGUCGACGACAUCACCCUGAAGGAAUUCAUUGACCACUUCAAGCAGAAGGGAUUGGACAUCCAGAUGGUCAGCUCCGGUGUCAGCUUGCUAUACGCUUCAUUCUAUCCCCCUGCCAAGCUAAAGGACAGGAUGGGAUUGAGCAUGAGCAGGCUCGUCGAGCACGUCAGCAAGAAGCCUGUGCCGGAGCACCAGAAGAACGUCAUCUUCGAGAUCACUGCGGAGGACCAGAAAGAGGAGGAUGUUGAGAUCCCGUACGUUAUGGUCAAGCUGCAGAAGUAGGAUUCUUCAACUGGACGGUGGGACUCAGUUCUUGAGAAUGGUAGAUGAUGAAUUGGCACGGAGUACGACCACGAUAGACGAAUUGCAUGAAUAGACACUACUUCAGAC